AUGGAAAACUACAAGUUCUAUCGUAGUUGGAUGUACGAUCAUAUGUAUGCUGGGAGACGUGGACUUAAACCAAUUUUUGAGGAAGGAGUUAAAUUGUUUAUUACAUGGGCAUUUGAUCAAGAAUGUUGUCGGGAAGAGGGAGGAGUGAGAUGUCCGUGUCUUAAAUGUGGAUGUAGACGUAUAAUAAGUGAUCCGAAAGAAGUAGAAACUCAUUUGAAGAGAAAGGGAUUUAAGGAAAAUUAUUGGGUUUGGACAUCAAAUGGGGAAGAAAUGUCGAUGAAUAUGCCAGAGACAAGGGUUAACGUGGCCUACGAUGAACAACAAGAUAGUGGUGAUGAGGAAGAGUUGCCGAAUGAGAAAUCUCAAAAAUUCUACGAGUUGUUGAAAGAAAUAAACACACCAUUGUUUGAGGGUUCUUCAGACUCUAAAUUGUCUAUGUGUGUGAGAUUGUUGGCUGCAAAAUCAAACUGGAAUGUUCCUGAUCAGUGUCUGGAAUUCUUUUGUCAAAUGAUGUUGGAUGCGACUCCUACGAAAGAGAAUUUGCCAAGAAGUUAUUAUGACGCGAAGAGGUUGGUUAUGAAGUUAGGAUUAGAAAUAACGAAGAUUGAUUGUUGCAUUAGAGGUUGCAUGUUGUUCUAUGACAAUGAGUUUGGUACAAACGAUGGAGCGUUAGAGGAAUGUAAGUUUUGUAAGAGUCCAAGGUAUGUAGUUCGCACUAAAGCCAUUGAUCGUGAUAAAAAACGCAUAGCAGUGAAAUCAAUGUUUUAUUUGCCGAUAAUACCAAGGUUGCAGAGAUUGUUUGCUUCAAUGCACAGUUCGGGAACUGGAUAUUCUUGUUGGCCGGUUAUUGUUACUCCUUACAACCUCCCCCCUGAGAUGUGCAUGACAAAGCCUUACAUGUUUUUGACUUGCCUCAUUCCAGGGCCGUCGAGUCCAAAAGCAGGAAUUGACGUGUAUUUACAACCUUUAGUUGAUGACUUAAAGAGGUUGUGGAUUGGAGAAUGUACUUAUGACAUAUCUCGUAAACAAAACUUCAACAUGCGAGCUGUUUUGAUGUGGACUAUUAACGAUUUUCCUGCAUAUGCCAUGUUGUCUGGUUGGGGUACACAUGGUAAAAUGGGAUGUCCUCAUUGCAUGGAUAAGACGAAGGCGUUUACAUUGGAUAAAGGAGGAAAAAGUUCGUGGUUUAACUGUCAUCGUAGAUUCCUACCAAAAAACCACAUACUUAGAAAAAACAUGAAUGAUUUCAGAAAAGGUAUAAAAGUAACAGAUCUGCCUCCCCCUCGUUUGUCAUCAGUUGAAGUAUGGAACAUGGUUCGUGAUCUACCAAAAUUCACAGACAAUGGAAAAGCGAUCCGAAUUCCAGGAUACGGGGACAAACACAAUUGGACUAAAAGAAGUAUUUUUUGGGACCUCCCAUAUUGGAAAGAUAAUUUAUUGCGACAUAAUCUUGAUGUUAUGCACAUAGAGAAGAAUUUUUUUGAUAAUGUAUUUAAUACAGUGAUGGAUGUCCAAGGCAAGACAAAAGAUAAUGAGAAUGCUAGAAAAGACAUGGAACUGUAUUGUAAUCGAAAAGAUUUAGAGUUGAAGACUCUACCAAAUGGGAAGCUAUUAAAACCCAAAGCUACUUAUAGUCUAACUCCACAAGAAGCCAAGCUUAUGUGCUAA
This is a messenger RNA of Vicia villosa (hairy vetch), 1668 nucleotides long. RefSeq lists its product as uncharacterized. The coding region runs from base 1 to 1668 and encodes 555 amino acids. NCBI's taxonomy places the organism in Eukaryota, Viridiplantae, Streptophyta, Magnoliopsida, Fabales, Fabaceae. The transcript has 4 exons. The record is from RefSeq and is a predicted model, not a curated record.